AGGGGCUGAGAAAGUGGUGACACCGCCGGGGUGCGGAGGGAGUCCCUGAAACUUCUCCCAACAGCCCCAGGGCCAAUCUCCCCUCAGCCCACUCCCUUCUUCGCCAGCUCCCAGGUCCCCACUCCCUGCACCGGGGGUGGGGUUGGGAGCCAGGCCCGUCUCCCGCUGGGACACACACAGGGGCCGGGAGCGGGGACGGGACCCCCGAGGCGGGGGGGACGGACCGACAGACAGACGGCCGGGCGCCCGCCCCAGCGGGCAGGCAGGAGGAGGCGGAGGCGGGGGUACGACUGGGAGGACUGGGUCUGGGGAGUUUCCUCUCAACUAUCGGGGGAGAAACUCCCCGCAGCCGGAGGAAAGACCCAGACCGUGUUUUCCUCCCGGGGGCCGCGCUUCCCCGCCCCGCGUAGCGGCGGUCGCCGCCGCCGCCACCGGCGCCUCCACCUCUACCAUCUCCUCUUUCUCCACCACCUCGGGCCCCGGUGUCCCCGGCCAGCACUAUGCCCAUCUUACUGUUCCUGAUAGACACGUCUGCCUCUAUGAACCAGCGCAGCCAUCUGGGCACCACCUACCUGGACACGGCCAAAGGCGCGGUAGAGACCUUCAUGAAGCUCCGUGCCCGGGACCCUGCCAGCAGAGGAGACAGGUAUAUGCUGGUCACUUUCGAAGAGCCGCCCUAUGCUAUCAAGGCCGGAUGGAAAGAAAACCAUGCAACGUUUAUGAAUGAACUGAAAAACCUUCAGGCUGAAGGACUUACGACUCUUGGCCAAUCCCUAAGGACAGCUUUUGAUUUAUUAAAUUUAAAUAGAUUAGUAACUGGCAUAGACAACUAUGGGCAGGGAAGAAACCCUUUUUUUUUGGAGCCAGCAAUAAUUAUUACAAUUACUGAUGGGAGCAAGUUGACUACUACCAGUGGAGUCCAGGAUGAGCUCCAUUUACCUCUUAAUUCUCCUUUGCCUGGAAGCGAAUUGACCAAGGAACCUUUUCGUUGGGAUCAGAGACUCUUUGCAUUAGUGUUGCGGUUGCCUGGCACGAUGUCAGUAGAAUCAGAACAGUUGACAGGUGUGCCUUUAGAUGACUCUGCAAUCACACCAAUGUGUGAAGUGACAGGCGGCCGUUCAUACUCUGUAUGUUCUCCAAGAAUGCUUAAUCAGUGUCUGGAGUCCUUGGUGCAGAAAGUACAAAGUGGAGUGGUAAUAAACUUUGAGAAAGCAGGACCAGAUCCUUCCCCUGUAGAAGAUGGGCAGCCAGAUGUAUCAAGGCCUUUGGGAUCUCAGCCUUGGCAUAGCUGUCACAAACUCAUAUAUGUCAGACCAAAUCCUAAAACUGGGGUUCCUAUAGGUCACUGGCCUGUUCCAGAGUCUUUUUGGCCAGAUCAGAAUUCUCCAACACUACCACCUCGUACAUCUCAUCCUGUAGUGAAGUUUUCCUGUACAGACUGUGAACCUAUGGUUAUUGACAAAUUGCCUUUUGACAAAUAUGAGUUGGAACCUUCACCGCUGACUCAAUUUAUCCUGGAAAGAAAAUCUCCUCAAACCUGUUGGCAGGUAUAUGUGAGCAAUAGUGCAAAAUAUAGCGAACUUGGCCAUCCCUUUGGUUACUUGAAAGCUAGUACAGCACUGAACUGUGUCAACUUAUUUGUGAUGCCUUACAAUUACCCAGUCCUCCUUCCCCUUUUAGAUGACUUGUUUAAAGUACAUAAGGCAAAACCAACAUUGAAAUGGAGACAGUCAUUUGAAAGUUAUUUGAAGACAAUGCCUCCCUACUAUCUUGGGCCUUUGAAGAAAGCUGUUAGAAUGAUGGGAGCACCUAACCUAAUAGCAGACAGUAUGGAAUAUGGACUUAGUUACAGUGUCAUUUCAUACCUCAAAAAAUUGAGUCAGCAGGCGAAAAUAGAAUCUGAUCGAGUCAUCGGUUCUGUAGGCAAAAAAGUAGUACAGGAAACUGGGAUUAAAGUCCGAAGCAGAUCACAUGGUUUAUCAAUGGCUUAUAGGAAAGAUUUUCAACAGCUGCUCCAGGGAAUUUCAGAGGAUGUUCCUCACAGACUGCUAGACCUUAAUAUGAAAGAAUACACUGGGUUCCAAGUUGCUUUGCUCAAUAAGGAUUUGAAGCCACAGACAUUUAGAAAUGCCUAUGACAUACCAAGACGGAAUCUUUUGGAUCACUUAACAAGAAUGAGAUCUAAUCUUUUGAAGAGCACCCGCAGAUUUCUUAAAGGACAGGAUGAAGAUCAAGUGCACAGUGUUCCUAUAGCACAAAUGGGGAAUUACCAGGAAUACCUCAAGCAAGUACCUUCUCCACUAAGAGAACUUGAUCCUGAUCAGCCUCGAAGGUUGCAUACAUUUGGCAACCCCUUUAAGCUGGAUAAAAAGGGUAUGAUGAUAGAUGAGGCAGAUGAAUUUGUGGCUGGACCUCAAAAUAAACAUAAACGACCUGGAGAACCAAAUAUGCAAGGCAUCCCUAAAAGACGUCGCUGUAUGUCUCCACUACUAAGAGGCAGACAACAGAAUCCAGUUGUGAACAAUCAUAUUGGAGGAAAAGGACCACCUGUACCUAUGACUCAAGCACAGCCAGAUCUUCUUAAACCCCUUCCUCUUCAUAAAAUUUCAGAAGCCACUAAUGAUUCGACAAUAGAUGAUGUGGUUGAAAAUCACGUUGCAGACCAACUUUCAUCAGAUAUUACACCAAAUGCUAUGGAAAGUGAAUUUUCAGCAUCUUCUUCUCCAGCCAGUUUACUGGAACGACCAACCAAUCAUACAGAGGCUCUCAGCCAUGACCACUUAGGAGCUAAUGACCUCACUGUUGGUGGAUUUUUAGAAAAUCACGAGGAGCCAAGAGAUAAAGAACAAUGUCCUGAAGAGAAUCUACCAGCAUCUUCACUUAACAAAGGAAAGAAAUUGAUGCAUUGCAGAAGCCAUGAAGAGGUCAACACUGAACUAAAAGCACAAAUAAUGAAAGAGAUCCGGAAGCCAGGAAGAAAAUAUGAAAGGAUCUUCACUUUACUGAAGCAUGUGCAAGGCAGUUUACAAACAAGACUAAUAUUUUUACAAAAUGUCAUUAAAGAAGCAUCAAGGUUUAAAAAAAGAAUGCUAAUAGAACAACUGGAGAACUUCUUGGAUGAAAUUCAUCGAAGAGCCAAUCAGAUCAACCAUAUUAAUAGCAAUUAAAAGAAAACAGAAUGUGGCCACUUAUUUCACUACCUUCUCCAAAUACAAAAUGAGAAAACUGAGGCUUAAAGAGUUUAAGAAGCUUGCCCAAGAGCAUGUCCUGAGUACGUGGUGGAGCUCAACUCAGAGGAGGCUGAGCACAAAGCCUGUGCUCUUGGCGUCUACCCUUCACUUCCUCGCAUCCCGGGUGGCUUCUCACACACAGUAGGUGCAGAAAAGAAGUUGUUGACUAACUGCCAAUUGAUAGAGUGUCUCAUUUAAUGCGUUUAUCUUUGAUACAACAUAUUUUCAUGUUUGCUGUGUGCAGCGUGGGUCUUUGGUUUUCCUAGCAAGUCCCGAGAACGGGAAGAAUCAGCAUGCCAACUUCCUCAUGUUUCUUCAAGGGCGAGGCAUUUAAAACUUUAACGCUGAAGGAGCCUUUAAAACUACGGCUGACAUUAUUUUUCUUUGAGAAUAAAAAAGUUCAAAAUGGACUUUAGAUGGUCGUUUCUAUAAACCAUGCGGAACU
Messenger RNA from Kogia breviceps (pygmy sperm whale), 3675 nucleotides. RefSeq names its product integrator complex subunit 6 (gene INTS6). The record is from RefSeq and is a predicted model, not a curated record. Lineage: Eukaryota; Metazoa; Chordata; Mammalia; Artiodactyla; Physeteridae. Gene Ontology annotation, cellular component: integrator complex. Gene Ontology annotation, biological process: snRNA 3'-end processing.